AUGACGGUGACUCAAUAUGAAAAGAAGUUUACAGAACUCUCCCAUUUUGCUCUAGACCUAAUUCCGACCGAAGAAAAGAAGAUAAAAAGAUUUGUUAAAGGCCUGCGCAAAGGAAUCAGAGGACAAGUUAAUCUUCAGCGACCUACCACCUACGCAGAAGCAAUUUGGGGUGUGUUGGUGAUGGAUAAGGAUGUAACUAUUAAGGUUCAGACGCCUCAUGAAAUUGGUUCCUCUUUAGGUGUGAAGAGGAAGACUCCUACUUAUUUCCCUAAUCAGCCGCCGAGGGCACCUCAGUGUGAGAAAGAAGGUCAUAUAGCAAGGGAUUGCCCUAUGACAGCUCAAACAUACAAAGAUUGGGUCAAAAAGCCCCCUCAGCAGCUUCAACUCAAGAAGUUUUUGGGGUUAUGCGUUAUGAAGUUAUGUCUUUAUUCUUGUAUCGUCCCUUCAGGUUCAGUUAUGGUUGCCAGUCAAGCGGUGAAAGCAGGGAAGUUAUCUUUUGACGACCACAUCUUGGAGGCCAGAUUAAUCCAACUCGACAUGCGGGAUUUUGAUGUUAUUAUGGGCAUAGAUUGGCUCGCUGCUAAUCAAGCCAGCAUCAAUUGCUCAAAGAAGGAAGUCUCCUUCCAGCUACCCUUUGGCCGGAGCUUUACGUUCAAGGGUGUUAAGGGCGAGGUUCCAAGGGUAGUUUCAACACUAAAGGCGAUACAUCUUUUGCAGGGAGGUGCUCGGGGUUAUUUGGCGAGUGUCGUUGAUACUAAUAAGGUUUCUCCCAGUGUCGAUUUCGUCUACGUGGUCAAGGACCACAUUUCGGAAGCACCUUACCGAAUAGCUCCAGCCAAACUGAAGGAGCUCAAGGUACAACUAGAAGAUUUAUUAGUCAAAGGCUUCAUUCACCCGAACGUGUCCUCUUGGGGUGCACUAGUACUUUUUGUUAAGAAGAAUGAUGGAUCGAUGCAGCUGUGUAUUGAUUAUCGAGAUCUUAAUAAGGUGACAAUAAAGCACAAGUACCCCCUCUCUCGUAUCGAGGACCUUUUUGAUCAAUUAAAAGGAACAAAGGUGUUCUCAAAGAUAGACUUGCAUUCAGGAUAUCAUCAAUUAAGGAUUAAAGAGGCAAACAUAUCUAAGACAGCCUCCAAAACUAGGUAUGGAUACUACGAGUUUAUUGUGAUGUCUUUUGGACUCACCAAUGCCCUCGUCGAAUUCAUGCACCUCGUGAAUCGAGUCUUUAGAUAUUUCUUGGACACGUCUGUAAUCGUGUUUAUUGACGACAUUCUGAUUUACCUUGAGUUGACCCGUAAGAAUGCCACUUUCGCUUGGGACGACGAGUGUCAGAGAAGAUUCCGAGAGUUGAAGGGACGGUUGGUCAUGGCCCCGGUUCUAACCGUGCCUGAUGGGACGAGAGGUCUAGUGGUGUACAGUGAUGCCUCACGGAAGGGCUUGGGUUGUGUCUUGAUGCAUCAUGGGAAGGUUGUUGCCUACGCUUCGCGGCAAUUAAAGGUGCACGAGCUCCAUUACCCCACCCACAAUUUGGAAGUUGCAGCAGUAGUGGUUGUUUUGAAGAUAUGGAGGUAUUAUCUAUAUGGAGAGAGAAUUCAAAUCUUCAUGGAUCAUCAAAGUUUGAAAUACUUUUCUCACUUAGAAGGAGCUCAAUCUAAGGCAAAGAAGGUGGCUAGAACUGGUAAAGGACUACGAUUGUGA
Momordica charantia (bitter melon) is the source of this 1698-nucleotide messenger RNA. The record is from RefSeq and is a predicted model, not a curated record. NCBI's taxonomy places the organism in Eukaryota, Viridiplantae, Streptophyta, Magnoliopsida, Cucurbitales, Cucurbitaceae.